AGUGAUUUGAUAAGUAAACUCAACAUGUCUGACCAUACACCAGCUCCUUAUCGACCAAGAUCAGUUUAUGGCUAUGCUUUAUACAUAGGCUCGAAUAUGCUUUUUUUACUCUACAUUAUUUGGGCUUUUGUCCCAGAAGAAUUUUUAAGCGAAAAAUUAGGUCUAUCUUAUUGGCCAUUAAAAUAUUGGGCUGUAGCUAUUCCUAUCUGGGUACUAACUGGAAUAGCAGUAUUUGCUUUUAUUAUUUACCCAGCUACAAAUAUGCUGUUGACUCCUGAUAUUGAUGAUAUGAGAACAAUUAAAGAUCAAUAUUCAUUAUCGAAAAUUGAUCGAGUGCCUGGAGGAAUUCCACCAGUUUCUGACAUUCCAAUCACUGAUGUAUGUAGGAAAUUAUAUACAAAGCAACCACAAGAUAAUUUUUAAAAUAUUUUAAUAAACUGAUAAAUAUAUUAAA
Molecule: messenger RNA, 454 nt
Organism: Chelonus insularis
Lineage: Eukaryota; Metazoa; Arthropoda; Insecta; Hymenoptera; Braconidae
Gene: PIG-P
Product: phosphatidylinositol glycan anchor biosynthesis class P
Exons: 1
Coding region: 25-423 (132 amino acids)
Biological process (GO): GPI anchor biosynthetic process
Cellular component (GO): endoplasmic reticulum
Molecular function (GO): phosphatidylinositol N-acetylglucosaminyltransferase activity
Source: RefSeq, a predicted model, not a curated record